Molecule: messenger RNA, 819 nt
Organism: Exophiala bonariae
Lineage: Eukaryota; Fungi; Ascomycota; Eurotiomycetes; Chaetothyriales; Herpotrichiellaceae
Exons: 1
Coding region: 1-819 (272 amino acids)
Biological process (GO): allantoin catabolic process
Molecular function (GO): ureidoglycolate hydrolase activity; ureidoglycolate lyase activity
Source: RefSeq, a predicted model, not a curated record
AUGUCAACACCGCCUACCCUUCCCAAUACACUCAACAACUAUUCACUUCAAAUAGUCCUGGAAUCCUUGACACCAGCAUCGUUUGCUUCUUUCGGAAGCGCCAUCUCACCCCCAUUUGUCUCAAAUUUAAAUACACCACCCUCCACCGUCCCAACCACUCGCCAUGCACCACAACAGCCCGCCGCGGUAUUCGCCAACCAACAAUCAGCACUGAAAACAUCUCCUAUCUCGGUGUUCGAAAACAACUACCCAAAUGCGCCGACUGCGGUGGCCAAGCCGCAGAUGAGCAUGUUCUCGUGUUUCCCACGAAAUCUGAGCGUGAUCGGCAUCGAGAAGGAAGCUGGAUCUCUUGAAGCCAAGGCCAAAUUCAAAGUCAACAUCCUCGAACGCCACCCUUACACGACCCAGACGUUCUCUCCGCUUGGUCUUCCCGCAAAUGCCGAGGAUGGAAGUCGAGCGAAGACGUUCUUCCUCGUGAUCGUCGCGCCUUCUCUGCAUGGUACCACCACGACUGCUUCAGGAUCUACCCAAAUCACAAAUCCACCAGAUCUGAAUCGACUCCGCGGAUUCAUUGCUCGAGGCGACCAGGCCGUUACAUACGGCGCGGGGACCUGGCAUGCGCCAAUGGUCGUACUGGGCGAACGCCGAGUGGAUUUCUUGGUCACGCAAUUCGUGAAUGGCAUCGCGGACGAUGAUUGCCAGGAAGUGCUCCUGGGAGAGAACAAUCACGUCUAUGUCGCUUUGGAUGGUUUGGGCUUGAAUUUCAAUUCGAGCACGAGAGAAGAUCUGAGAUCGAGACAUACAGACUCGAAGUUAUGA